AAAACGUACUCAUUUGUAGAAGGAAGGAGAGAAGGAAAAUUAUUAAAAGCAACAACAAAAUGGGAGACGACGAAAAUAAUAGAAAUGGGACUAGCGGCCGGUUGGCACCGCCGCGGGGUCCACCGGAGCAUUGUGUGGAAAUUAUUCAUCCGGUGGUUCCGCCGCCGAGAAGAAGCUGGUUUCAGAAGCUGCGCAACCGGCUAAAGGAAAUAUUUUUUCCCGACGAUCCUCUCCGGCAGUUCAAAGGGCAGUCUCCGGCGAGAAAAUGGGUGGUCGGAGCUCAAUAUAUAUUCCCAAUUCUUCAAUGGGGACCUCAUUAUAAUUUUAGCCUCUUUAAAUCUGAUGUUAUUGCUGGUCUCACCAUUGCUAGCUUGGCCAUACCUCAGGGUAUUAGCUAUGCUAAGCUUGCUAAUUUGCCUCCCAUUGUUGGGCUUUAUUCAAGCUUUGUUCCACCAUUAGUAUAUGCUGUUCUUGGAAGCUCAAGAGAUCUUGCAGUUGGACCUGUUUCAAUUGCAUCACUAAUAUUAGGUUCAAUGUUGAGACAAGAAGUUUCUCCCAUCAAAGAUCCCAUUCUUUUUCUUCAACUCGCCUUCACUUCUACCUUCUUCGCCGGUCUCUUCCAAGCUUCGCUCGGGUUUCUCAGACUUGGGUUUAUAAUAGAUUUCUUAUCGAAGGCGACUUUGAUUGGAUUCAUGGCAGGAGCAGCCAUUAUUGUGUCCUUGCAGCAACUUAAAGGCUUGCUUGGAAUCACUCAUUUCACCAAACAAAUGGGAUUGAUUCCUGUUUUAUCCUCAGUUUUUCAUCACACUCAUGAGUGGUCAUGGCAGACUAUACUGAUGGGCUUUUGCUUCCUUCUCUUUCUUCUCCUCACCAGACACAUUAGCAUGAAAAAGCCAAAGUUGUUCUGGGUGUCAGCUGGAGCUCCUCUAGUGUCUGUGAUUCUUUCAACAAUAUUGGUUUUUGCAUUCAAGGCCAAUCGCCAUGGCAUAAGUAUAAUAGGAAAAUUGGAAGAAGGAUUGAACCCACCUUCAUUGAACAUGCUUCGUUUUGAAGGGUCACACCUUGGCCUUGUUAUUAAGACUGGCCUUGUCACUGGCAUCAUCUCUCUCACUGAAGGAAUCGCAGUGGGGCGAACAUUUGCAGCUAUAAAAGACUACCGAGUCGAUGGUAACAAGGAAAUGAUUGCAAUUGGCCUCAUGAACGUCGUUGGCUCUUUCACUUCUUGCUACGUCACAACAGGUGCAUUUUCAAGAUCAGCAGUGAACCAUAAUGCGGGAGCGAAGACCGCAGUGUCGAACAUCAUAAUGUCAGUGACGAUAAUGGUGACGUUGUUGUUUCUGAUGCCUCUGUUUCAAUAUACGCCCAACCUCGUGUUGGCUGCCAUCAUCGUCACAGCCGUCGUCGGCCUUAUCGACAUCCCCGCCGCGUAUGCCAUUUGGAAGGUCGAUAAGUUUGAUUUUGUUGUAAUGCUUUGUGCUUUCUUCGGCGUCAUUCUCAUCUCCGUUCAACAUGGUCUCGCCAUUGCUGUUGGCAUAUCGAUUUUCAAGAUCAUACUACAAAUCACAAGGCCAAAAACAGUGAUGUUAGGGAACAUAGCUGGAACAGAUAUAUAUAGAAACCUUCACCAUUACAAGGAUGCAAUGAGUGUCCAAGGCUUCCUCAUUUUAAGCAUUGAAGCUUCUAUCAACUUUGCCAACACCACAUAUCUUAAUGAAAGGAUUUUGAGAUGGAUUGAGGAAUAUGAAGCUGAUCAAGAUCAUGUUGAGAAGGAGGGCUCUAGCCUUCAGUUUGUGGUUUUAGAAUUGUCCGCCGUGAGCGCUAUAGAUACUAGUGGAGUCCUACUUUUCAAAGAUCUUAGGAGAGCAUUGGAAAAGAAGGGUGUUGAGCUAGUGUUGGUGAACCCAAUGGGUGAAGUCUUGGAAAAGUUACAAAAGGCAGAUGAAAAUCAGGAGAUUUUGAGGCCAAAUAAUGUGUUCUUGACUGUGGGAGAGGCCAUUGCAUCCUUAGCAACAAAAGUGAAGGGACAAUCCUCAACUAUAUAGGAAACCAAAAUGUGAACUAAUGUGACUCACUUCUCUCUCCCUUUGCUAUACUUUUAAAUAGUUACAAUAUAAUAAGCUAAUUAAAUGUGUAUGAGGUGUUCUCCACAUCCAAUGGGUAUAGUAGUGUUGGAAAGAUUAUGAUAACACUUUAUUCUAAAUUUUGAAAUUUUGAUGAGAAGAAACUUUUUCUCUCAAAGAAGUCGAAAA
Benincasa hispida (wax gourd) is the source of this 2249-nucleotide messenger RNA. It is a transcript of the gene AST91, whose product is annotated as sulfate transporter 91. Gene Ontology annotation, biological process: sulfate transmembrane transport. Gene Ontology annotation, molecular function: secondary active sulfate transmembrane transporter activity. Gene Ontology annotation, cellular component: membrane. The record is from RefSeq and is a predicted model, not a curated record. NCBI's taxonomy places the organism in Eukaryota, Viridiplantae, Streptophyta, Magnoliopsida, Cucurbitales, Cucurbitaceae.